This is a messenger RNA of Radiomyces spectabilis, 1374 nucleotides long. RefSeq names its product FAM50A protein. Gene Ontology annotation, cellular component: nucleus. Lineage: Eukaryota; Fungi; Mucoromycota; Mucoromycetes; Mucorales; Radiomycetaceae. The coding region runs from base 155 to 1120 and encodes 321 amino acids. The transcript has 8 exons. The record is from RefSeq and is a predicted model, not a curated record. Gene Ontology annotation, biological process: chromatin organization.
UCAAAAAAGCAUCGUGAGCCCUUUUACCAAAGCCAUUCCCUAAGAAGUUGUCAUCCAUGUAAGCAGUCACGGCUGCGGGUUUUCGAUUGGAUAAAAACCGCCAUAUGUGAAAGGUGCAGGUGUGUGUCUUUUUUGAUUCCGAACGUACAGCGAUAUGGAUUCCAAAGUGGAAGGACAGCGUCAGCAAGCUUUGGAAAAGGCGCGACGAAAGAUUUAUGAAGAAUCGGAAAGAGAACGAGCCAAGAUUGCCAAGCAAAAUGAAGUGAGAGUUGGAUCGGAUAAAUUUGCAGCAGCAAAAAGCGAUAUAGAAUCGCAACUGAGAAGCAGCACCAUUGGUCUGACCGAACUGAGGGAUUAUCGAAAAAUCCGAGAAAACCUGGAAGAGCAACAACAACGAGAGGCGGCCAAGACAGCACCACUAGGGGAAGAAAAGAAGAAGAAAAAGAAAAAGAAACAGGUCAUGAAAUUAUCAUUUGCCGGUGAGGAGGAAGACGAGGAAGGGGAGAACGACCAAGGAACACCACAAGCGGAUUCGGAAAAUGGAGAUGAAUCGCCUGCGAAAAAGAAGCGCAAAAUGCUAAAGGAUCCGACCAUUGACACGAGCUUCUUACCUGACCGUGAUCGAGAGGAGGAAGAACGCCAAGUACGUGAGGAGUUACGGAAAGAAUGGUUGAGAAAGCAAGAAGAGAUCAAAAACGAAAACAUCAGCAUUACUUAUUCGUAUUGGGAUGGAAGUGGCCAUCGUAAAGUCGUCCAGUGCAAGAAAGGCGAUACCAUUGCCCAGUUUCUGGAAGCUUGCCGUCAGCAGUUUCCUCAACUGCGAGGCGUCAAUGUCGACAAUCUGCUGUAUAUCAAAGAAGAUUUGAUCAUUCCCCACCAUUUCACAUUUUAUGAUUUCAUCAUCAACAAAACACGUGGUAAAUCGGGGCCACUGUUCAGCUUUGAUGUGCACGACGAUAUUCGUCUCGUGAAUGACGCUACUAUUGAAAAGGAUGAGUCUCAUGCCGGUAAAGUGGUGGAACGAGCAUGGUAUGAGCGUAACAAGCAUAUUUUCCCGGCCAGUCGAUGGGAAGUUUUGGAUAUCAAGAAAGAUUAUGGCAAAUAUAAAAUCAAGCAUUAACCACGUCUCACGUUGGAUUGUAAAUUACCAGACCGCAAUAAAUUAUCGUUACCACAUAACUUGUUUUUCACUUUAUCUUUGACGGUCAACACCUUGGCAUCAUGUUGGCUGUCCGUCAAGUCCAUCUGGAUAUUUUCAAUAACCCUGACGUUCAUGCAUAUUGGCUCUAGAUAAUUCGAGCAAGAUUGUGACGAUGAAUUUCGGAGGGUGACAGGAGGGAAUAAAAAAAAAAUUGCGCACUGACUGACAGAAGU